AUGAUAUUAAAUUAGCAAGAGAAAAAUCUUUAUCAAAUAAUUUCAAUUUAUGAAAGUAUGGGCUAAACGCCAAAACAUUUGAUUCUCAAGUAGGAGCUGAUCACGAAAAUCAAUGUACUUAUUAAGAUUUCAAUCAAUGGAUAGAUUUUAUCAAAUAAAGUAUUUGCUAUUAUGGCAAAUAAUAUAAACGAAACUCUAGAUCCAGCUUUUUUGAAACCUGGAAAAUUUGAUCGUAAGAUUGAAUUUCAAUUGCUUGAUACGAGACGAUAGGGCUCGAUAUUUCAAACUUUAUCAUCAAAGAAGAUUUAUUUUGAUGAAGGGGAUUUGGAUGAUUUAAUUGCCAGACUUGAUAAACAUUUUUGA
Molecule: messenger RNA, 363 nt
Organism: Paramecium octaurelia
Lineage: Eukaryota; Ciliophora; Oligohymenophorea; Peniculida; Parameciidae
Source: the annotation of a GenBank genome assembly